Messenger RNA from Aspergillus lentulus, 762 nucleotides. Its product is annotated as SDR family NAD(P)-dependent oxidoreductase. The record is from RefSeq and is a predicted model, not a curated record. NCBI's taxonomy places the organism in Eukaryota, Fungi, Ascomycota, Eurotiomycetes, Eurotiales, Aspergillaceae. Gene Ontology annotation, molecular function: oxidoreductase activity.
AUGGCAGCUCCAUUGACCAAAAAGGUCUUCGCCAUAACCGGUGCUACCUCUGGAAUGGGCUUGGCUACGGCAAAACUCCUUCUUUCUCGUGGGGCCUUGCUUGGCCUUACCGACAUUAACUCCAAGGGGUUGAAGCAAUUCCAGGAUUCGCUUGAUCCAUCGCAAAGAGCCCGCGUCAUGACACAGCCUAUUGAUAUUACCAAUAGGGAGGGUGUGAAGUCAUUUCUGGACAAUACAAAAGCACAAUUUGGUCAUUUGAACGGCGUGGCUAACGUCGCUGGUACGUGUGGCAAAUUGAUGGGAUCCCACCAGAUUUGGCAGACUCCCGAUGAGGAGUAUGAUCUGAUCAUGAACACCAACGUGCGCGGCGUGUUUAAUUUCCUGCGGGAAGCGUUGAAGCCCGGGUAUCUAGAACCGUCAUCCAGCAUUGUCAACGUUUCUAGUCUUUAUGGUCUCAAGGGCGCCCCUAUGUCAGGGCCAUAUUGUACAAGCAAGCAUGCUAUUAUUGGAUUGACCAAAGCUGCUGCUCAGGAGGCGGGAAAGAAUGGUAUCCGUGUUAACGCGGUGUGUCCGGGUGCCGUGCUCACACCACUUAUGCAAUCGACUGCGGACCGCUUCGGCGGGAAUCCAGUCAUUAAUACUCCACUACCCCGCGUGGGCGAGCCGUCAGAAGUCGCGUCGAUUGUUGCGUUCCUUUUAGGCCCGGAGAGCACAUUUGUAACGGGCGCGAUCUGGCCUGUGGAUGGGGGAGCAAGCGCUUGA